Acanthoscelides obtectus is the source of this 290-nucleotide messenger RNA. The record is from the annotation of a GenBank genome assembly. Lineage: Eukaryota; Metazoa; Arthropoda; Insecta; Coleoptera; Chrysomelidae.
AAUUUAAUUCAUCAGAUGGCAUUUUAUGGAUCACAAUAUCAAUGUCAUUAAGAGGCCAGCUCAAAGUCCACAUCUUAACCCCAUAGAGAACCUAUGGGACUUAGUUGAUACAAAAAUUCGGACUGAACAUCCAGAAAAGUUAAAAAAUAGUGCCGAACUAUUUGAAACAAUCGAAGUCGCCUGGAAUUCUAUAGAUAUAGAUAGCCUAAUUGGUUCUAUGAGAAAAAGAUGUCUAGCAGUUAUCAAAAAUAAAGGUUAUGCAACCAAGUAUUAGCUUCUUUGUAUACGAC